GCGAACAGCGGCGGCAGCCGUGUCGCUGCGAGCUGUCAGAAUCGGUCGGUCGUACAGAGAGGCUCAUAGCGCGUAUAACCUAUAUCCUCGCCGCGGCGCUGUUACGUUCUCCGUGCCUCCUCCCGGCGGGUGGCGGCCGCACCUCCUCCUUCUCGACGAUUUUAAUCUCGUUAGCGGACACGUGCGCGCCCCCGCGCCUACAGGCCGCCUAUACGACGACCUACCGUGUUGGGGCUUCGCCAAUCUGGUUUGGUCUAACAGGAUCUCGAACGACCGAGGGUUGAUAAAAGGCUGCGUACCGAGCGGGCGCGGCGCGAAUCGCAGGAGGAGUUGCUCCGUUCGAGGUGUGGGCGCUCGUGCAGCAGCAGCAGCAGCAGCAGCAGCAGCAGCAAUAACAAGCAGACGACCUCGUCAUUGUCUUCUAUCCUCUCGUUCCCGGUUCGUUCGUUCUUUUCUACGUAGUCGUCCACAGCCUCUGCCGAUUCUACCGUACGUUUGUUGCGUACACGUUGCGUGUGUGCGCGCCGCAUAUAUAUAUUCAGUGUGAGAAUCCCUAUCUCGUCUCGCGUGUGCGAUACAAGAAAGAGUACGACAGAUUGAGCGAGCCAGAGGACAGAGAGAGAGAGAGAGAGAGAGUGAGAGAGUGAGUGAGAGAGAGUAAGAGAGACAGGGCUAGAGAGCGAAUCGAAGGAAAAAAGAGAGAGGGGAGAGAACGAGAAAGAGAGAAAGAGAGAGAGAUAGAGAGUGAGAGAGAGUGAGACUGACAAGGAGUCGAGAAACCAAGGAGGGGGCGAGAGUGAGAGAGAAAGAAAAGUGCGAGUGAGAGGGGGGUAACGGCGAGAAAGAGAGGGAGGUAGAAAGAGAGAGACAGAGCGCCGGGUGGGUUACCACACCCUACGCGCCGGGAACCGAGUGAACGAGUGAACGAGCCGUACGAGAGCUCUCUCGCGAGUGGUACGCGGGUACAGCGAGGGACCCAGGGACCGACGAUCGAGAUUCGACGGAGUACGCACAGGACUCUCUAGAUCUCGAUCCAACGGACCUUGCUCUCGCGACAUUUCUCUCUAACCGGAUAGACGAUCGCCGAAAUCGCGCGGCGCGAGCAAAGAAGGCUGGAGAGGAGACGUGUGUGUGCGCGUGUCCCUCCCGCGAGUGCGAUCUUUUUUUUUCACACGUUUACGUUGUAAUACGUGCGCGCGUGAAUCCCCUUGAGUCGUGGUAAAGCUGAAAAAGACGAAGGAUAAAGGAUAAGGGGAUAGAGGAACGUUAAACGGGUGUACACAGUAAAGAGAAUAGAGCAGAGGACAAGCCACCGGCCGAGGUUCGUGCUUGUGCGUACAUGUGUUGAUGUGUCGCUGGCGUCGUCGAGCCCUGCCAGGAGUGCUCCGUCGCCGCGUGUGCCGACGUCGUUGAGAAUACGGGGACCACAUCCACGUUUACGUCGCCGUCGCCGUCGCCGUCGUUGCGGUUGCCAUCGCCAUCGUCGUCGCCGUCGUCGUCGUCGUCGUGGACAAGUGGUUGUGAAGCGUGCUAGUGACUGUAGUGCUGGUGCAGCGGGUCGGGAAGAGUUCCGUUCGCCUCUGGCAGGACGAGAGGGAAGGAAGAAGAGAAACCACGAGGACGGCGACGAGGCAUCGUCGCUUGUUCGCGGUGGCAAGGUAAUACCGACGAUACCACCCGUGCCCAUCGAGCCCGCUGCUGUCCACGACAAACCUCGUCGCUCAGCAAUCACUCGCCACCACCGUAAAUCGUUCGUUCCCUCUCUCCCUUCCUCCCUCCCUCUCCCUUCUCCUUUUCCUUCUCCUCCUCCUCCUCUUCCUCUUCCUUCUCAUUUUUCUUCUCUCUCCCACCUUCAUCCGAGGAUCCUGCCGUCCUGAGCCAUGGCGUGCUGCCUGUCGGAAGAGGCAAAGGAGCAGAAACGUAUCAAUCAAGAGAUUGAGCGGCAACUACGAAAGGAUAAAAAGGAUGCCAGGCGGGAACUCAAGUUGCUAUUAUUGGGUACUGGUGAAUCCGGCAAAUCCACUUUUAUUAAACAGAUGAGAAUUAUCCACGGAGCCGGCUACUCGGACGAUGAUAAGAGGGGGUUCAUUAAACUCGUGUAUCAAAACAUUUUCAUGGCCAUGCAGUCCAUGAUCCGGGCCAUGGACCUCCUUAAGCUCGAGUAUGCUGAUUCUUCGAAUAUAGAAAAAGCCGAGCUCGUGCGCGUCGUGGAUUUUGAAACGGUGACAACGUUCGAGAGUCCAUACGUAGAAGCAAUCAAGGAUUUAUGGGCAGAUGCUGGCAUCCAAGUGUGUUACGAUCGCAGGCGAGAAUAUCAGCUCACAGACUCCGCUAAGUAUUACCUAAUGCAGAUAGAUCGAGUCGCGGCACCAAACUACCUCCCCACAGAACAGGACAUUCUUCGUGUGAGAGUGCCCACUACUGGUAUAAUUGAAUAUCCUUUUGACUUGGCAGAGAUUCGAUUUAGUUAUCUUAGUGACCUAGAGCGUAUCGAAAAGCCCGACUUCCUUCCUACUGAACAAGACAUUCUUCGGGCUCGAGCUCCUACUACUGGCAUUAUAGAAUAUCCGUUUGAUCUGGACUCCAUCAUAUUUAGGAUGGUAGAUGUUGGUGGACAGAGAUCGGAAAGAAGAAAGUGGAUUCACUGUUUUGAAAAUGUAACUUCCAUUAUCUUUCUAGUAGCUCUAAGUGAAUAUGAUCAAAUUCUGUUUGAAUCCGAGAAUGAGAACCGAAUGGAGGAAAGUAAGGCACUGUUCAAAACAAUUAUCACAUAUCCUUGGUUUCAACACUCCUCUGUCAUUUUGUUCCUAAACAAAAAAGAUCUGCUAGAAGAGAAGAUUAUGCAUUCCCAUCUUGUUGACUAUUUUCCUCAAUACACUGGUGAAAAGUACGAUGCUUUAGGUGCAAGAGAGUUUAUUUUAAGGAUGUUUGUCGAUUUGAAUCCAGACUCUGAGAAAAUAAUUUAUUCACACUUUACGUGUGCCACAGAUACAGAAAACAUCAGAUUCGUUUUUGCAGCAGUGAAAGACACCAUUCUACAAUUCAACUUAAAAGAAUACAAUCUGGUUUAGAUGACAAUAUGUGAAACUCUGAAUAGACUCAAGAAUUUUUCUUAUAUCCUGACCAAGGUAUCAGUGUGAACUCUGUUAAGCUAUAAAAAUGGAGAGAAUAAGCGGAAACAAAAUGAAAAUAAACAAUAACUUGUGGUGCCAUCAGCAUACUGUCGCUGUUCCAUUACAAGUGUACCAACUAUUAGUAAAAUUAGUGGGAGGUAACAGCGAUGAGCGAACAUGGACCUAAAUCAGAGCGUUUAUACGUUCUUUCCUAAACCUUUUCACUGUCAAUACCAACAAAUUGAUUUAGUUUCAUACUCUAUUUGUUGAAUUUGUUACCUUUUUUAUAGAUUAGUUUAGUCGAUCAUGCCUGGCUGACUACAUAAUCGUCUGAUUUUUAUAUAACAAAUACCAACACGUAAAUAAACGUAUAAGAUAUAAUAGUGCAGCCAUGCCAUACAAAUGUCUGUCCAAGUGUUUAUCUCGAGUCGAGAGAAAUCUCUGCGAGAAACUGAAAGAGAAAAAGGGACAAUUGCUUUUUAAUCACGAUUAGUCAGUGACACAAGUGAGAGUAAUUCUAGUGCCAUUUACUAGUGUGGUGUUUUCAUUGCAGUCCUUUCUUAGAUGCAAAAAGCCAAAGUGUUUUUUUAAUCUGUGCCAGAAGCGAGUAAAGAUUUUUUUCUGCAUGCGACUCAAAUUCAUAAUUCAUCGUAUAAAUAUCGUUGUAUAUAAUAUAUGAAAUGAAACAUAGGUUAGCAUCGAAAGAAAACAAGAUACAAACCAACAAGAAGGAAACUUUACCCCCCUUCAAUAUUAACAAAUUAUUAGAGAACGACAUCUGUUCGAUGUGAGUUUAGGUAAUUAGGAGGCAAGAGAUUGCAGAUUAAUCUGUUAUCUCUCUUCUCCUUAGGCUGUGUACAGAAUGCGAGGGCUGAGAUCUCAUGCCAUAAAACUAUAAUCAUACAAUUCAUAAGCAACAAAAAAAUUCUUAAUUAUAAUACAUGGCUUUCCUUUCAUCCAGCCCUCGCUUGUUGGCACAGCAUUGCGUAGCAAGGGACAUGGUUCAAUAACAUAUGCCCCUGGCAUGCAUUGUAUCCACAUUACAGUGUACGUAUGUAUGACCUGCUCACUGCCUGCGCUCGCUCAUGCUGGCUAGCGCACUGCCCACUGCUUGUAUUCUCUAAUGGAUCGACCGACUGCUGUUUUUACCACCUUUCAAUGUUCCAUUGCCAGAAUACUUGUACGAAGGUGGGGGAAACUGCUUUGUGCGUAUCUAGAGAGUACAUGCAAAAUAAACUCUACAGUGUUGAUCAGACUGGUAAAUUAGAGUAUGGCAUUGGACAUGUAUGGUUCAAACGUCUAACUCUGAGACUGGAAACACUGGACGCACAUUGGGCAGCAUAUGUCAUACCUACUUUGGUCGAGACACUGAAUUUAUAUGAAAGAAAAAAAUAUAUAAAUACAUUGGAUAAAAUAUAAUAUUAAGAGAUAAUAACAAAUAAUAUUGAAUAAUAAUAAAAUAAUAAUAAUAACAAUAAAAUAAUAUUAUUAAUAUUAAUAUUAAUUGAAUAGUAAUAAUAAUAAUAAAAUAAUAAUUAUUAUAAUAUAAUAAUAUUAAUAAUAAUAUAAUAAUAUUAAUAAUAAUAUUAAUAAUAAUAAUAAUAUUAAUAAUACUGCUUGGUUUUCAGUGAGAGUGUGCGAUUCAAGUGAAUGAGUUGCACCAAGGGAGAAAAUAUAAAUGCGUAUUUCAAGUGCAAAACGAUGCUAGUGAGAAAAUAUGGUAGCAUAAAUGAAAGAGAGCAAAAGAGGGAAAAAGAGUGAAAGAGAGAGAAAAAGAGAGAAAGAGUGAGAGAGAAAGACGGAAAGAAAGAGUAAGAGAGAAAGAAAGAAAGAGAGAAAGGGAGUGUAUGUAUGUUGUGUGUGUG
This is a messenger RNA of Nomia melanderi (Alkali bee), 4978 nucleotides long. RefSeq names its product G protein alpha q subunit (gene Galphaq). NCBI's taxonomy places the organism in Eukaryota, Metazoa, Arthropoda, Insecta, Hymenoptera, Halictidae. Gene Ontology annotation, molecular function: guanyl nucleotide binding; G protein-coupled receptor binding; G-protein beta/gamma-subunit complex binding. The record is from RefSeq and is a predicted model, not a curated record. Gene Ontology annotation, biological process: adenylate cyclase-modulating G protein-coupled receptor signaling pathway. Gene Ontology annotation, cellular component: cytoplasm; heterotrimeric G-protein complex.